This is a messenger RNA of Eremomyces bilateralis CBS 781.70, 2174 nucleotides long. Its product is annotated as cytochrome P450. The record is from RefSeq and is a predicted model, not a curated record. Gene Ontology annotation, molecular function: iron ion binding; heme binding; oxidoreductase activity, acting on paired donors, with incorporation or reduction of molecular oxygen. NCBI's taxonomy places the organism in Eukaryota, Fungi, Ascomycota, Dothideomycetes, Eremomycetales, Eremomycetaceae. Bases 393 to 1946 code for a protein of 517 amino acids. The transcript has 2 exons.
CCGCGGGAUACUUCCGGUCUUCUUAUGACAAUUCAUUUUGCGCCCCUUCAAACCCGAAGUUCCUUGCAAAGUUGACCAAUAGGACCCAUACUAUCGCUCAAGCGCGAUGCUGAGUCUCGCUUCGGUCAGUCUGUCCGAACUCCGAUCAGAGCGGUGGGGGGAAUGAUGCUCCGUACCCGGGCCAUGUCCUGCUUUCAAUGUUGAAUCAAACCAUGUUCAUUGGUUGAUUCUUACUAAAGGCCAUGUGGAUAUAUCUUGCCUAGGCUGCACAUGUGAGAGAGAGCUGAGGUACUUCUCUCCGUCCUAUCGCUCCUUUCUUGCCUGUACUCCUUUUCUUUCAUCGGGCGGUGACAUCGUGACAGUUUCCUGUCACAUCCGUUGCACAUACCAACAUGAUCGAACAAAUUCUCUCCCAGUUGACAGCAGGGAAGGUCCUUAUAUUGCUUGGGGCCUUCCUGGUGGUGCGCCAUGUCACAUUAACCGCGUAUGCGGAUUACAAGAUCCGAAAGUUGGGUCAUCGAGCGCCAAGCAGAUUUACCUUCGUUCCAUUCGGACUGAACUUCAUCUACAGUGCCAUUAAAGCAGCGCGGGAGCACAAGAAUCUCGAACUUUGGCGCGAUCUCAUGCUCAAUUAUGGGAACAAAAACAACCCAUACACGGUCGAAUCGAGUGCAGGAGGGCGACGAAUUAUCCUGACCGCCGAUCCGGACAACAUCAAGGCGAUUCUAGCCACUCAGUUCGGCGACUACGGUAAGGGAGAACCCUUCCAUCAGGAAUGGAAGGACUUCCUUGGUGACAGCAUCUUCGUCACCGACGGUCAAUUAUGGCACAACUCAAGGCAACUGAUCCGCCCUCAAUUCAUCAAGGAUCGACUGAGCGAUAUUCAUACGUUCGAGACCCAUGUCCAGAAGUUGAUCCCAAAAUUCCGGGGGCGUGCGAACGGUGCUUCGGUCAACGUCUCCGAUCUCUUUUUCAAAUACACGUUGGAUGCUGCGACGGAUUUUCUCCUUGGAAAAAGCGUGGACAGUUUGGAAAUGGAAGAGAACAAAUUCGCAAAUGAUUUUGCCGAAGUCCAACGGAUCCAGAGCAUCAUCACAAGAGCCGGCAGCCUGAAUUGGUUGAUUCCUCGGAAAAACUUCUAUGCUUGCCUGGGAAGGAUGGAGGAAUUCCUUCAACCCAUCAUCGAGCGUACCAUAGCUCUGUCACCGGAAGAGCUGGAAAGCAAAGGCAAGACAGAGGAGGGCUAUACUUUCCUGCAUGCACUUGCAAACUAUACGAAAGAUAAGAAAGUCCUCCGCGACCAGCUUGUAGCGGUCUUGCUGGCUGGGCGAGAUACGACAGCCUGUACUCUGAUGUGGACCAUCCACGAACUCAGCCACGCACCGAAUGUUGUGAAGAAGCUGAGAGAAGAGAUCUUGGCCGUCGUCGGACCAACUCGUCAACCUUCGUACGAGGAUUUGAAAAGCAUGCGUUAUCUGCAACAUGUCAUCAAUGAGAUCCUCCGUUUGUAUCCGGUGGUUCCCUUCAACGUUCGAUUGGCGCUGAAGGAUACGACUCUUCCUCGAGGCGGUGGACCGGACGGCAAUGAGCCGAUUGGGAUAUUGAAAGAUACGCCGAUCGGCUACUCAACCCUUUUGAUGCAGCGACGACCUGACCUCUACCCUUCGGAAUCUUCCGGCUUCCCUCCCGUCAAUUCGUUCGUCCCCGAGCGAUGGGAUGGUUGGACGCCCAAGAGUUGGACGUACAUCCCCUUCAACGGAGGGCCAAGAAUCUGUAUCGGCCAGCAGUUCGCCUUGACGGAGAUGGGCUAUACCCUCACGAGAGUGUUCCAGACGUAUACCCGAGUUGAGGACCGUAUGGGAGGGGUUAUGCCAAGGAUGAGAGCGGAUAUUGUGCUGCAGCCUGCAGAAGAUGUUAUGGUUGAGUUCUUCCAGGACAAGGAAUAGGGAAUCUGAUGACGCCUCUCCUACGUUAACAAAGUGUUGGUCGUUGAGUCAUCUCGCACUCCAUUUUGGUAUGAAUUUAUGUAGUCUGAUGUGUGGAGGUUUCGCAUUCCAGAAUCAAGGCUGUUACGAGUAUUAGAAUGGGGUCAUUCUUAUCUUGAACCUGAACAGGAUGAACAAUAUCUAUUCUUCAAUACAACUUCGCAAUGGCCCACCGAUGUCGUAGCCGAU